AUGUAUGGAACAUCCACUGGCCCCCAGACGGGCAUUAAUACCCCUCGCUCGUCACAGUCAUUGAGGCCCCUUAUUCUCACACAUGGGUCGCUCGAAUUUUCCUUCCUUGUGCCGACCUCUCUUCAUUUCCAUGCGUCGCAAUUGAAGGAUACCUUUACAGCUUCUUUACCACAGCCGACGGACGAGCUUGCUCAGGACGAUGAGCCUUCCUCAGUUCCGGAACUGGUGGCCAGAUACAUCGGACAUGUUGCACAUGAAGUUGAAGAAGGCGAGGAUGAUGCGAGUGGAACUUAUGUGGACGUUCUGAAGCUGGCUCUGAACGAGUUUGAACGCGCCUUUAUGAGAGGCAAUGACGUCCACGCUGUUGCUGCCAGCCUACCCGGCAUUACCGCCAAGAAGGUUACGGUUGUUCAGGCUUAUUACGCUGGGAGAACAGCAGUUGGUCGCCCCCUUAAGCCCUACGACUCUGCAUUGUUCCGAGCUGCCUCGGAAGAGAAGGCGAGCAUCUACUCGGUUUUCGGAGGACAGGGGAAUAUUGAAGAGUACUUUGAUGAACUGAGGGAAAUCUACACCACCUACCCUUCUUUUGUCGACGAUCUUAUUACUUCAUCUGCGGAAUUGCUGCAGAGUCUCUCCCAUGAGCCGGAAGCCAGCAAACUUUAUUCCAAGGGAUUGGAUAUCAUGCAAUGGCUUCAGGAUCGUGACUCUCAGCCCGACACCGACUACCUUGUGUCGGCCCCGGUGAGCUUGCCGUUGAUCGGAUUGGUUCAGCUGGCGCACUUUGUUGUGACCUGCAAGGUCCUGGGUAAAACACCCGGCGAGCUUCUGGAAAGGUUCAGUGGAACCACUGGCCAUUCUCAGGGCGUUGUAACAGCUGCAGCAAUUGCAUCUGCCUCUACUUGGGAGAGUUUCGACAAGGCCGCCAAGAAUGCCUUGACGAUGCUUUUCUGGAUUGGUCUCCGCAGUCAACAGGCCUAUCCUCGCACUUCCAUUGCCCCGUCUGUCCUUCAGGAUUCGAUCGAAAACGGGGAAGGCACGCCUACGCCUAUGUUAUCCAUCCGAGACCUCCCAAGAUCCGCCGUUCAGGAACACAUUGACACUACGAACCAGCAUCUGCCGGAGGAUCGCCAUAUUUCCAUUUCGCUUGUUAACAGUGCUCGGAAUUUCGUUGUCACUGGACCGCCUCUCUCUCUUUACGGUCUCAACUUGCGCUUGCGCAAGGUCAAGGCGCUGACAGGUCUGGACCAAAACCGGGUGCCCUACACCCAACGUAAAGUUCGCUUCGUUAACCGGUUCCUUCCUAUCACCGCUCCAUUCCACAGCCAGUACUUAUACCCGGCAUAUGAUCGGAUUCUGGAAGACCUUGAAGACAUUGAGAUCCCUGCUGAGUCCCUCGCAAUUCCGGUUUUCGAUACGAAAUCUGGCAGUGAUCUGAGCAAGUCCGGUGAAGCUAAUGUCGUCCCCGCCCUGGUUCGAAUGAUCACUCACGACGCUGUUAAUUGGGAGCAGGCAACUGUCUUCUCAGGGGCCACGCAUAUUGUUGACUUUGGACCUGGUGGCAUCUCCGGUCUUGGAGUUCUUACAAACCGCAACAAGGAUGGUACAGGUGUCCGCGUGGUGCUUGCUGGUGCUAUGGAUGGCACCAACGCCGAAGUUGGCUACAAGCCUGAGCUCUUCGACCGCGAUGAGCAAUCCGUUCAGUAUGCCAUUGACUGGGUUAAGGAAUAUGGACCACGUCUCGUGAAGAACGCAGUGGGGCAAACCUUCGUUGAUACCAAGAUGAGUCGACUGUUAGGCAUCCCUCCCAUCAUGGUUGCCGGAAUGACUCCAACCACUGUUCCAUGGGAUUUUGUUGCUGCGACCAUGAACGCAGGCUAUCAUAUUGAGCUUGCUGGUGGUGGUUAUUACAAUGCCAAAUCAAUGACCGAGGCCGUCAACAAGAUUGAAAAGGCGAUUCCCCCUGGUCGUGGUAUUACAAUCAACCUGAUUUAUGUUAACCCCCGGGCUAUGGCUUGGCAGAUUCCUCUGAUUGGCAGGCUGAGGGCUGAGGGCGUGCCAAUUGAAGGAUUGACCAUCGGUGCCGGUGUGCCGUCUAUCGAAGUGGCCAACGAGUACAUUGAAACACUGGGUAUCAAGCACAUCGCCUUCAAGCCGGGCUCCGUCGAUGCAAUUCAGCAAGUCAUCAAUAUCGCAAAGGCUAACCCGAAGUUUCCUAUCAUCCUGCAGUGGACCGGUGGACGUGGUGGUGGACACCACUCCUUUGAAGAUUUCCACCAGCCAAUCUUGCAGAUGUAUAGCCGCAUCAGGCGCUGCGAGAAUAUCGUUCUGGUUGCUGGCAGCGGUUUCGGCGGCUCGGAGGAUACCUAUCCUUACCUGUCCGGUACCUGGUCUUCUGGCUUUGGUUACCCGCCUAUGCCUUUUGAUGGAUGCCUUUUCGGUAGUCGGAUGAUGAUUUCCAAAGAAGCGCAUACAUCCAAGAACGCUAAGAAGGCCAUCGCCGAGGCUCCGGGUCUUGACGACAAGGACUGGGAAAAGACUUACAAGGGCUCGGCAGGUGGUGUUGUCACUGUACUUUCGGAGAUGGGUGAGCCUAUUCACAAGUUGGCCACUCGAGGUGUUCUGUUCUGGCAUGAAAUGGACCAGAAGAUCUUCAAGCUUGACAAGGCAAAGCGUGUCCCCGAGCUCAAGAAGCUUCGGAACUACAUCAUCCAAAAGCUCAACGACGAUUUCCAGAAGGUUUGGUUCGGUCGCAACGCUGCCGGAGAGACAGUCGACCUGGAAGACAUGACUUACACUGAAGUGGUUCACCGCAUGGUUGACCUCAUGUAUGUCAAACAUGAGAGUAGAUGGAUUGAUGAAUCUUUGAAGAAGCUGACCGGCGAUUUUAUCCGUCGAGUUGAAGAAAGAUUCACCACUACUGAGGGCCAACCGUCUCUGCUUCAAAACUACUCGGAGCUCAACACACCGUACCCAGCCAUUGACAACAUCCUGGCUUCCUAUCCAGAAGCGGCAUCUCAGUUGAUCAACGCUCAAGAUGUACAGCACUUCCUCUUGCUCUGCCAGCGGCGCGGUCAAAAACCAGUGCCAUUCGUCCCCUCUCUGGAUGAAAACUUCGAGUACUGGUUCAAGAAGGAUUCCCUGUGGCAGAGCGAAGACCUUGAGGCGGUUGUUGGUCAGGAUGUUGGUAGAACCUGUAUCCUGCAGGGCCCGAUGGCUGCCAAGUUCUCGAACAUUAUUGACGAGCCAGUUGCGGACAUCCUGAAUGGGAUUCAUCAAGGUCAUAUUGAAAGCCUGAUCAAGGAUGUCUACGGCGGCGAUAAUAGCGGAGUGCCUGUUAUCGAAUACUUCGGGGGCCGUUUCCAGCAGGAAGUUGAUGAUUCGGACAUUGACGGUCUCACCAUCUCAGAAGACGCUAACAAGGUCAGCUACCGCUUGUCCUCCUCACCUACCGCUGACCUGCCGGACUUGGACCGUUGGUUGCGUCUCCUUGCUGGUCCGUCAUAUUCCUGGCGGCAUGCCAUGUUCUUAGCCGAUGUUUUCGUCCAAGGCCAUCGUUUCCAGACUAACCCGAUGAAACGGAUUGUCGCGCCCGUUCCGGGUAUGUAUGUUGAAGUUUCUUUCCCGGAUGAUCCUUCCAAGACA
Aspergillus niger is the source of this 3642-nucleotide messenger RNA. RefSeq lists its product as uncharacterized. Gene Ontology annotation, cellular component: fatty acid synthase complex. The transcript has a single exon. The annotation marks the transcript as partial. The record is from RefSeq and is a predicted model, not a curated record. Gene Ontology annotation, biological process: long-chain fatty acid biosynthetic process. Lineage: Eukaryota; Fungi; Ascomycota; Eurotiomycetes; Eurotiales; Aspergillaceae. Gene Ontology annotation, molecular function: enoyl-[acyl-carrier-protein] reductase (NADH) activity; fatty acid synthase activity.